AUGAGAUGCAUGGACGUCCAGCCAGACUCUCUACCUGCCGCCUCUGACCUGAGUGACUACUCAAGAUCCAAAAGUGAUACAAAGUCCAUAGACGAAGAUGCCGUACAGACAGACGGCAGGAACGUCAAGGACGGCAAAGGCAACAACAUGAAGAUCAGCCAGAUCAAAGCCUACACAGAGAAGCGGAGCAGGACCGCGAACCAGCUGUCCACUAACACCAAAACCGUCAGCGAGGCCGACGGUGUUCCCAUUCGUCCGGGAAGAGUAGACGCGGGGCCCUGCCACGACGGCAAUGUCAAGGGCUACACCCAGCCAUACGACCCCUUUCCCUAUAUCGUCCUCUGCCCAAGCGCAUUUGGUCUACGCCAGUCUAGCAAGGGAAACAACUGGAGCUACAGGCCCUUUCAGCUCGCGACGGCGGACCGCCCCUCGGGCCGGGAAAUCGGAACCGUGGCCCGCGUGGACGAUGGAGACGUCGAGAUCUUCAGAAAGCUCAGAUCCAUCGCACCCAUGGCGCGCACCUUUCUCCACGAACUGUUUCAUCUCGUCCACGGCAACUCCGGGUCGUAUCCCAAGGGUGGUGGAGAGGUAUACCAAAUUUCUGCGAUUCUGAAAGCGUCGUACAGCGUGUCUAAUGUUAACCCCGAGACCUACGCUCAGAUGGCUAUUGCCGCCGCCAACACUCUAGACCAGCAAAACGAUGGUAUGGACUUGAACUGGCACACAGGCUACGCUACCAGAGACGAGGCGGGGGGCAAGGGAGACGCGGCGCAGAGGCGCCGAUGGCUGUUCCAGCUGGUUUGUCAGACGAGCAGUUCAUGUUUUUCAUUAUUUAUAAAGGCUAUCGUCACUUAA
Molecule: messenger RNA, 855 nt
Organism: Colletotrichum graminicola M1.001
Lineage: Eukaryota; Fungi; Ascomycota; Sordariomycetes; Glomerellales; Glomerellaceae
Exons: 3
Coding region: 1-855 (284 amino acids)
Molecular function (GO): metallopeptidase activity
Source: RefSeq, a predicted model, not a curated record